CAGUCAUGUGACAUGUGACAUUGGUAAUUAAUUAAGGUCUCUAGCUAGCUAGCUAUACAUUUGUUCAGCAAUGGAGUACUUAUUCAAUGUGGAUAAUGGUUACCUGGAGGCUCUAGUGAGAGGGUUUAGGUCUGGCAUACUAACCAGAGCAGACUACAUCAAUCUUGUUCAGUGUGAAACUGUGGAGGAUCUAAAGGUCCAGCUACAAGCCACUGACUAUGGCAACUUUCUUCAGAAUGAGCCCAGCCCCAUUCCUGUUAGUGUGAUUGAUGAAAAGCUGCGUAACCACUUGGUGAUCGAGUUUCACCACAUUCGAAACCAGUGUGUCAAACCCUUGGCUACUUUCUUGGACUAUAUCACGUAUGGGUACAUGAUUGACAACAUCAUUCUGCUCAUCACGGGUACUCUGCAUCAGAGGCAAAUUAGUGAGCUGAGAAAGAAAUGUCACCCUCUGGGAAGUUUUGAGGAGAUGGAAAGUGUCAACAUUGCUGGCACACCUGCUGAACUGUACGAGGCUGUCCUUGUGGACACGCCUAUUGCUUCGUAUUUCAAGACUUGCAUCUCACAGACAGAUCUCGAUGAACUUCAUAUUGAGAUCAUCCGCAACGCUUUGUACAAGGCUUAUCUAGAAGACUUUUACAGGUUCUGCCAAAAUCUUGGAGGCACUACUGCUGAAGUGAUGGGUGACAUACUGAUGUUUGAAGCUGAUAGAAGAGCAUUUAUCAUCACAAUCAAUUCGUUUGGCACUGAGCUUACCAUGGACGACCGGGAGAAGCUCUAUCCUACCUGUGGUAAGCUCUACCCUGAUGGGCUGACCAAACUGGCUAAAUGCGAGGACUACGACCAAGUUAAGGCUGUGGCUGACAGCUACCCGGAGUAUGCUGCAAUUUUCGCUGGUGCUGGAACCAACCCUGGAGAAAAGACGCUAGAGGAUAAGUUCUUUGAGAAAGAGGUUGAGAUCAACAUGCAGUCCUUCAUGCAACAGUUCCAUUUUGGUGUGUUCUACUCAUACAUGCGUCUGAAGGAGCAAGAGUGCAGGAACGUAGUCUGGAUAUCAGAGUGUAUUGCUCAGAGGCACCGGGCUAAGAUUGACAACUACAUACCUAUCUUUUGAGUGUGAUUUAACUAAAUUGUUACUGUUUGUUUGUAUCUAAUAGAACAUUGCUGUUUCAGAGAAAAACAAUGUACAGUAAUUGUGAAGUAGUGCACAAGAAUUAUAACAUGUUCACGUACACACUGUGUUCAAAAGUUUGUACAAUGUUUGUGUGUGCGUCUGUCCAUCCUUGCACAUUGAUAUAAGUCGUUCACUUGAUAA
Molecule: messenger RNA, 1315 nt
Organism: Halichondria panicea
Lineage: Eukaryota; Metazoa; Porifera; Demospongiae; Suberitida; Halichondriidae
Product: V-type proton ATPase subunit d 1-like
Exons: 7
Coding region: 71-1114 (347 amino acids)
Biological process (GO): proton transmembrane transport; vacuolar acidification; vacuolar transport
Cellular component (GO): vacuolar proton-transporting V-type ATPase complex; proton-transporting V-type ATPase, V0 domain; lysosomal membrane
Molecular function (GO): proton-transporting ATPase activity, rotational mechanism
Source: RefSeq, a predicted model, not a curated record